UGAUGAAGUCACGGGAAGAGAAAGUCAAGAAAGAGAGGCCAGGACAGAGCCUGGGGAGACACUCACAGCCGAGGGUGAUAUGGAUGAAGAUCCAGGAAAGGAGAACAAGAAGAAGCAGUCAGACAGGGAGGAUGGAGGCUGGUGGAGAAGCUGGCUGCAGCAGAGCUACCAGGUUGUCAAAGAGAAGUCCACAGAAGCCCUGGAAUUCAUGAAACGGGACCUAACCGAAUUCAGCCAGGUGGUACAGCAUGACACAGCAUGUACCAUCGCAGCCACUGCCAGUGUGGUCAAGGAAAAGCUGACUACUGAAGGUUCUUCAGGAGCAACAGAGAAGAUGAAGAAGGGCCUAUCUGACUUUUUUGGGGUGAUCUCAGACACAUUUGCUCCUUCCCCUGACAAAACCAUUGAUUGUGAUGUCAUCACCCUGAUGGGCACACCUUCAGGAACCACCGAACUCUAUGAUAGUGCCAAGGCUCGUCUGUACAGCCUGCAGUCAGACCCAGCCACGUACUGCAAUGAGCCCGACGGGCCUCCAGAGCUGUUUGACACCUGGCUAUCUCAGUUCCGUUUGGAGGAAAAGAAAGAAGAGAUCUCCAAUCUGCUCAUCGGCAGCCCUUCCAUCCGGGCCCUCUAUACAAAGAUGGUCCCAGCAGCUGUCUCCCACUCAGAAUUCUGGCACCGAUACUUCUACAGGCUCCAUAACUUAGAACAGGAAGAGGCCCGGAGGGAUGCUCUGAAACAACGGGCAGAACAAAGUGUUUCUGAGGAACCAGGCUGGGAGGAAGAGGAAGAAGGACCCUUGGGAACAUCUCAGCUGAAUAUGCGAUCCCAAGAAGAGAGAAAAGCUGCCCCAGAUGUUAAGGGUUGGGCCAGUAGCCCUCAGAGUCCUUCUGAGGAGAAUUUGGGAGUGGUGGCCACCCCCUCAGCUGAAGUCACCCCAUCGGAGAGCAGUGAGAGUGUCUCACUUGUGACACAGGUGGUCAAUCCUGCUUUUACUCCUGAAGCCCCAGCACUGGUGCAGACAGCCCCUGCUAAAGACCUCUCCCAAAGGCUUUUGGAAGCCACUUUGGAAGACCAGGUGCCCAUAGCUGAUGCAGGAGAGACGGGCCCACCUCCUGCGGAACGGCCCAAGUUUUCAACCCCCACUGUGCAUCCAAGCAGCUCUGAGCCCAAGCCAGUAAUCAGAGUAGAGACUCUGAGAGAGGAAGGACCAACAGAUUUGCGAGUGUUUGAAUUGAACUCGGACAGUGGGAAGUCCACGCCUUCCAACAAUGGCAAAAAAGGUUCCAGUACUGACAUCAGUGAAGACUGGGAGAAGGACUUUGAUCUGGACAUGACUGAGGAAGAGGUGCAGCUGGCUCUGUCCAAAGCUGACGGAUCUGGAGAGCUGGAAGACGUGGAGUGGGAGGACUGGGAAUGAGGCGGGAGGGCUUGGAGAGGACAGCCCCUCCACACCACACAGGCCCCCACCUCCCUUCUCAGCCGGUCCUAGAUGGCACCAUCUACCCAAUGCUGUCUCUUCCAUGUCCCUCUCCUGGAGAGAAAGCCUCUUCCAGUGCUCUCCCAGGAGGCACCUGAGGCCAGACAGUGUCAUGUGACCUGUGCCAAUUCUUGGACUGGGGGGAGGGGAAUACCACCACCACCACCACCACCGCCGCCACCUUUGAAGAGCCCAGAUUUCUCUGCUGUAAAUCCACUGCCCCCAGGCAGUACCUGCAGUGGCCUCCUGCCCGCCUGCCCGCCCGUGUAUGUGGAAGCUAAAACUACAAACCACUUUGGAUCCAGCCCCAGUGGUGCCCUUCGCUCACCUCUUGUCCCCUCGUGUCCCGUCUUUCAGCUACAAGAAAGCAGGGGACAGCUUGGGGAAGCCCCUUUCCUGCCUUAGGUCCAUUCCCAUCUUUUCUCCCUCAUGUCUUUCCCCACCCUACCAUAGGUGGCCUUCUUUGUCUGACUCUGCUGGGGUGGGGGGAAAGGAUGACAUAAAUGUCCAGCUGUCCUCCGGGGAACCUAGUGCAAACCCAUUCAUGUGUCUUAGGGGACUCCUCCCUCUUCCCUUGCCAGGCCUUCCCUUCCCUCUUCACAAGGCUCAAGUGAUUCUAAGUGGGUACUAUAGUAGUGAUUGGGGACCAAAUGCUGCCCACCACCAUCACCAAACCAUCCUGUCUCCCAGUGCCUCUUUUGCAACACCUGCUUCUCAGACAUUCAAGGAGCUGAGGUGGCCACAGGCCUUGGUCUGAGACCGUGCUCUUCUUGCAUUUCUGGCUCUGCCUCCCAGAGCCAGGAGCAGCAGCCUGUAAACUCUCCUCUUGUUCCCUGGUGGGGGGUGGGGGGACCUUUGAGGAAACACAUCAUGUGGAAUGUAACUGCUUCCUGAGCAGGAGAGAAGGUGCACAGUCCCUGCCAACCCUUUUGCAGCCUUCAGUGGGUAAGCCAUGAGAUACCCCCUCCCCCCCAUUGCUUCUCCUUGGGGCAUGUGUUGUGGGGCGGGCCCAUACUCAUUUACAUCUGUCUCCUGACUCAGUUUGGCUAGUGUGGGUUCCCCUUCCCCACUUCAGUUUCCUCUGUUAUGGGGAGAUAGGUGGCUUCUGUCUUCAUUCUCUCUUUGCCUCCUUCUCUGGCUGGGGAGGGGCUUGCCUGGGUUCCUCAACACCCCCUCGAUGCUGCCCUGUGGACUCAUGUCCAUAGGACGGUGUGUUUGACAGCCAUUGGAAAAGGGUCAAGGUCAUGGGCCAAGGGGAGGGUGGCAAUCAGUCAUAUUCAUCAAGAAAGUCAAGUUGGGGAAAAUGCUGAAUCUUUCUCUGGGGGUGGGGGGUGGGGGUUUUCUCUUUGUAAUGUUUAGUUUCACCUUUUGGGUUGUUUGUGCAAUAUUAUAUAUUUUAAAUUAUAAUGCAUCUCCCCAGAGCAUUUUGUAGCUGGGAAAAAGAGAAAAAAAGAUAACAGCUGUUAGUUUUGUAAUUUAAAACCCCCCCACAAAGAAACUUUGUCCUGAACCUUUUGCAGACUUGCAGUUAACAGCUAUUAAAGACAUUCGACAUUA
Molecule: messenger RNA, 3037 nt
Organism: Dromiciops gliroides (monito del monte)
Lineage: Eukaryota; Metazoa; Chordata; Mammalia; Microbiotheria; Microbiotheriidae
Gene: BSDC1
Product: BSD domain containing 1
Exons: 11
Coding region: 80-1420 (446 amino acids)
Cellular component (GO): cytoplasm
Source: RefSeq, a predicted model, not a curated record